Messenger RNA from Cheilinus undulatus (humphead wrasse), 3794 nucleotides. It is a transcript of the gene abtb3b, whose product is annotated as BTB (POZ) domain containing 11b. Lineage: Eukaryota; Metazoa; Chordata; Actinopteri; Labriformes; Labridae. The record is from RefSeq and is a predicted model, not a curated record. Bases 99 to 3146 code for a protein of 1015 amino acids. Gene Ontology annotation, molecular function: protein heterodimerization activity. The transcript is spliced from 18 exons.
UCUGAGUAGAGCUCGUGCACGGCGCGUGCGCACGCAGGCUGCCUCGUCUCCUCGUCCCCUUCCCCAGCCUCUCCUCUCCUGCAGCAUGAAGCGCAGUGAUGGCCAGGAGUAGCAGGUCAGCGGCGCGGACCCUGGAGGAUUUGACGCUGGACUCGGGUUACGGUGGAGCCGCAGACUCGUUCCGGUCUUCCAGCGCGUCUCUGUGCUGCUCGGAGGCACAUGGAGGGACUCACUGGCAUCUAACGGACUCCAUGCACAGCCGACACAACAGCCUGGACACGGUGAACACGGUGCUGGUCGAGGACGCAGAGAUCCUGGAGAGCAGCGGCCAGUGCGCGAAACUACCCGAGCUUGAGCUUGAGGAUGUGCCUUGGAGCCUCGGGGAAGUGGCGAGCGCGCUGAGCAGAGAUGAGGAGAUGAGCCUGCCGACGCCCCCUCAGGACGUCCUGCUCCGGCUGUCGUUGCUGGUCAGCCGCGCUCUGGUCCGGGUGGCCCGGGAGGUGCAGCGGCUGAGUCUGCGCUACGCCAAAUGCACCAAAUACGAGGUCCAAAGCGCCGUGAGGAUGGUGCUGUCCUGGAGCGUGUCGUCGAGCUGCAUCGGCGCGGCCCUCGGCGCCCUGUCCCGGUACAACAUGAGCACCGAGGAGGACAAGUUCAGCCGGGGGAAGUCUCUGCGCUGUGGACUGGUCUUCAACGUGGGCAGGUUCUUCAGGUGGAUGGUGGACAGCAGGGUGGCGGUCAGGAUCCACGAGCACGCCGCCAUCUACCUGGCGGCGUGCAUGGAGGGCCUGUUCAGGGAGGUGUACGCGCACGUGCUGCGCAGCGCGCUGCUAGAGCACGAUAACGGGAUCCCCAAGUUCACCGUGGAGACUCUGGAGCAGGCCGUCAACGGGGACGCCGAGAUCUGGGGCUCUCUGCUGCCAUGGCAACACCUCAUCUGUGGAAAGAACGCCAACGGUGUGCUGAGCGUACCUGAGGGUCUGACUCUUCACAGAGAGCAGCAGCAGCAGCAGCGAGCGGGGAAGAGUGCAGAGGGAAACGCCUACAGCCAGUCUGAGCUGCGUUCGGUUGAGCAGUGUUUACUGGCUACGAGAGUGGGCAGCAUAUCCGAGCUCAGUGACCUGGUGUCCCGGGCCAUGCACUACCUACAGCCGCUCUACACCAAAAACCACAACAACGGGACGCCGGUCCACCAGAAGAGCGGCGGGAUUCAGUGGGCGCCAGAGGCCAUCUACACCCUGUGUUACUUCAUGCACUGCCCGCAGAUGGAGUGGGAGAACCCCAACGUGGAGCCGUCCAAGGUCACGCUACAAACGGAGAGGCCGUUCAUGGUGCUGCCUCCUCUGAUGGAGUGGGUGCGCGUGGCCGUGGUCCACACGGAGCACAGACGCAGCCUCUCCGUGGACAGCGACGACGUCCGGCAGGCCGCCCGGCUGCUGCUGCCCGGGGUGGACUGUGAGCCUCGUCAGCUCCGAACGGAUGACUGCUUCUGCGCCUCGAGGAAACUGGACGCCUCCUCGACCGAAGCGAAGUUCCUGCAGGACCUGGGCUUCCGCAUGCUCAGCUGCGGGCGCACGGACCUGGUGAAGCAGGCUGUCAACCUGCUGGGGCCUGAUGGCAUCAACAGCAUGAGCGAGCAGGGGAUGACGCCGCUGAUGUACGCCUGCGUCCGAGGAGACGAGGCCAUGGUGCAGAUGCUGCUGGAUGCAGGAGCUGAUAUCAACAGUGAGGUGCCAAACUCAGUGCACAAGCAUCCCUCAGUCUUUCCUGAAACGCGGCAGGCGACGCCCCUCACUUUCGCCGUGUUACACGGACAUGUGCCCGUGGUGCAGCUGCUGCUGGACGCCAAAGCCAACGUGGAGGGCUCCCUGCAGGAUGGGAUGGAGAACUACACAGAGACCCCGCUGCAGCUGGCGGCAGCUGCAGGUAACUUUGAGCUGGUGAGUCUGCUGCUGGAGCGCGGGGCCGACCCCAUGGUGGGAACCAUGUACCGUAACGGCAUCUCCACGGCGCCGCAGGGAGACAUGAACUCGUACAGCCUGGCAGCAGCUCACGGGCACAGAAACGUGUUCCGGAAGCUGCUGUCCCACACAGAGAAAGGGAAGGGGGACGUUUUAUCGCUGGAGGAGAUUUUGGCUGAAGGUUCGGGGCUGGAGGGGAGGAGUUCGUCUCAGAUCGACCUGAUCCGCAGCGGGAAGGCCAAGCUCAAAGCUCUGAAAGAAGCCAUGUACCACAGCUCCGAGCACGGCCACGUGGACAUCACCAUCGACAUCCGGAGCCUCGGUGUUCCCUGGACCCUCCACACCUGGCUGGAGUCUCUGCGGACCUGUUUCGGUCAGCACCGGCGGCCUCUGAUCCAGGGUCUGCUCAAAGAGUUCAGCUGUAUCGAGGAGGAGGAGUACACCGAGGAGCUCAUCACACACGGCCUGCCGCUCAUGUUCCAGAUCCUCAGAGCCAGCAAGAACGAGGUGAUCAGCCAGCAGCUGUCGGCCAUCUUCACCCAGUGCUACGGCCCCUACCCCAUCCCCAAACUGGCCGAGAUCAAGAGGAAGCCGUCGUCACGUCUGGAUCCUCACUUUCUGAACAACAAAGAGAUGUCUGAUGUGACUUUCCUGGUGGAAGGGAAGCCUUUCUACGCCCACAAAGUCCUGCUCUUCACAGCCUCCAGCAGGUUUAAAACUCUCCUAGCAAACCGACCUUGUGGUGAGAACACGUGCAUUGAAAUCAGCAACGUCAAAUAUCAUAUUUUCCAGCUGGUGAUGCAGUAUCUGUACUUUGGAGGGACUGAGGCUCUGCACAUCAGGAACACGGACGUCAUGGAGCUUCUGUCUGCUGCCAAGUUCUUCCAGCUGGAGGCGCUGCAGAGGCACUGUGAGAUCAUCUGCACCAAGAACAUCAACACUGAAACCUGUGUGGAGAUCUACAACCACACCAAGUUUCUUGAUGCUCCAGACUUGGCGUCGUACAUCGAGGGCUACUUCCUGAAAAACAUGGUGAUCCUGAUCGAGCUGGAGCCAUUCAAGCAGCUGCUGUACGACACGCCUCCUGAUACCCCGGGCUGCGAAAUCAUGCAGGACCUGGAGAAGACUUUGGCCAUCCGCAUCCAGUCCAUCCACCUGUCAUCCUCCAAGGGAUCCAUCGUCUGAGCUCACGGGGAAUAUCCAGAGACACAGUGAGUGUGGAGGACUGUCAGAGAGGAUCUCUCUGGAGCUCAUCAGAAACUCACAUGCUUCCUGUUAUCACAUCUGCAGUAUACACACGGCUAUCACAGAAAUAGCUGUUCAAUGCCAAAAUACCAUUGACUUUUUCCUGAGACGCCUCAGCGUCUCCUGCUGAGGACGAACUGAGGAUAACCUGCUUUAACAUGGACAGAAUCAUCUGUAUAUUUGUCAUUAAAUGUGCUGAUUAAAGCCAAACAGACGAGCCACUGACACAAGCCUGGAAUAAAGAACCCUCCUGACGGGACUCUAGGCCAAGAUUCAGGAGGAUGGGACCCUCCUCUCCUCUGCUGGGAUGUAAAUAUUGUUCAUAUAAAACAGAGCUAUUGAUAAUGUAAGUUAAUGUAUAUAUCCUCAGAUGUUUUCUCAUUGUCUUAUUGGAUAUCGCUGUAAAAUCAAUUUUAAAAACAGUGUUUAAUGUUGCAUGUUGGAGGGAUGACUGUGCGUUUUUAUGUUCUAAAUGUUGGAGGAGAUAGAGAGGAGAGGGAGAGAGAGAGGGAGAGACAGAGAGCGAGAGGGAGAGACAGAGAGCAAGAAAGAGAGAGAGGAGAGUGAGAGACAAGGAGAGAGGGAGAG